AGGCAGGGGGGGUGGCACCGGCGGGGAUCACUUCCAUGGACCAUCUGUCUCCCUCGACUCAACAAAGAAGGAGGACGCAGGAUGGUGUUAGUCCAUGUCGGCUAUCUGGUUCUCCCCGUCUUUGGCUCGGUUAGAAAUAGAGGAGCGCACUUCACCAGGCACCAACACAGCCAUGCUACCUCCUGCCGGCACUUUCACCUGGGUGCUCCGCAGGCUCCCAUCUCGGUCGAGUUCCCUUUAGGACACAACAGCCAGCCCCCUCAGACGGGCCUGGCCGCCCACCUUCCUGCCGUGCACCAUCCGCCUCUAACUGCCCUGCCCGCGGCACCUCAGUUCCAGGACGUGUCGGGGCCUCCGUUCCUACCUCAGGCCUUACACCAGCAAUACCUCAUCCAGCAGCAGCUCCUAGAGGCGCAGCACCGACGAAUUCUACCGCACUCCAGAAGAUCCCAGGAGCGUAUUCCACUGAACCCCCACCGAAUGCGCUCCGUCUACGAGUACUCUGCUCCCCUACAAGUCCCCCAGCCGAUGACACAGCAGCCAAGGUACCUUGCCGAAGGCACAGACUGGGAUCUCAGUGUAGACGCCGGCCCCCUUCCUCAUCACCCGUACCACCUACAGCAUCUCCCGCAGCACUACCAGCACUACCUGGCCUCCCCUCGAAUGCACCACUUCCCCAGGAACUCGUCUUCUGCACAAGUGGUUGUGCAUGAAAUCAGAAACUACCCGUACCCACAGCUGCACUUGUUGGCGCUGCAAAGUCUAAACCCCUCCAGGCACGCUACUGCGGUGCGAGAAAGCUACGAGGAGCUGCUUCAGUUGGAGGACCGUUUAGGGAGCGUCAGCAGAGGUGCCGUUCAGACCACUAUCGAGAGAUUUACCUUCCCACACAAGUACAAAAAGAGGAAGCCCCUGCAUUUAAAGAUUGGGGAAGAGGAGGAGGAGACGGACGUGGACGAGAAGUGCACCAUCUGUUUAUCCAUGCUCGAGGAUGGGGAGGACGUCAGGAGGUUACCCUGCAUGCACCUCUUCCACCAAGGCUGCGUGGACCAAUGGCUGGCGACCAGCAGGAAGUGUCCCAUCUGUCGAGUUGACAUCGAGACACAGCUGAACGCUGACAGCUGAUGGGAUUUCAACCCCCUCCACUUGUUGGUAGUGGUUCCUGCUUUCUUCCAUCCACAACACAACCCCCAUGAAACAACCCCCCCCCCCCCCCUCCUCCCACCCAUCCCAAAAUUGGGUGCUUCUGCCAAAAUGUCUCCAGACUAUGACGUGACAUCAUCGCUUUACUGAGCCAAACCAGGAAGUAGACGUGCACGAGGACUCUUUUUCAAACACAAAGCACAUCUCUCUGCGAGCGACACACACACACACACACACACACACACACACACACACACACACACACACACACACACACACACACACACACACACACACACACACAGGGUUUUCUUUGUAGCUUGCUGGUUCUAUAAGUGGUGACCGUGCUGCUGCUGCUGCUGCUGGUGUUGUUGUACUGUAGGCGCCCUUGGGCUGUGUAGCAUGUCCUUAAAGCCAUGACUUAAAUGUCCCGAGCACUCAAUACCCAAGCUGGCGGCUCUCUCUCUCUCUCUCUCUCUCUCUCUCUCUCUCUCUCUCUCUCUCUCUCUCUCUCUCUCUCUCUCUAUAUAUAUAUAUAUAUAUAUAUAUAUAUAUAUAUAUGUUCUCUCUUUUCCUUCUUCCAUAUGAGGAAGCCGAACAGAAAAUGCCGUGUUUACCUUUAUAUGAUCGUGAGUAGCAGAAACCAGCGCGUGAUUUGUGGCGCCUCCUUUGGGGCCCGAGCGCCAUCUGGUUGAGUGUUUUUUUUUUAUUGUUUUUUUUUUUUUAUUCUAUCGUGCAGCUUUGACGUUUUGCAAUACACUCAAGUAGAAUCGGAGGCACCGAGACACAUGAAAAAUCAAGCGAAAUAUGGCAACUUUCCAUGGGAAUUAAAAGGAAAUAAGGUAAAGAAGUAAACGUCUAUUGAUAAAGUGCCAAUUUACCAUGAAGGUACUUAGAAUUCAUAGCAAAAAAUAUAGUUCAAAUUAAAAAUAUUUAGGCAAUAUUUUAUUUAUUUUGUUAUUUUUCUGUCAAAUACAAAAUAUCUAUUAUAAUGUAGUGUAAAAUAUGUUUAAAUAUAAAUAUAAAUAAAUGAAAUACAUGCACAUUGUAUACAAUUUGUAAUGCACCAAUUUCCACUCAACAUACUAGAUUAAAUCACUCUUCAAUAUUUGUUUUGUAUUUUUGUUCAAUAAAACAGGAAAGGCAUUUUAUUAAAAUGUAAAUUUAAAUGUCAAAUAAAAAAAGAAAAUCGAAGUAUAUAUUACAUUAAAUAUAUUAAUCACUAAAACACAUAAAAUACAUUUAGGCAAUAUUCU
This is a messenger RNA of Nerophis lumbriciformis (worm pipefish), 2399 nucleotides long. RefSeq names its product arkadia (RNF111) C-terminal like ring finger ubiquitin ligase 2Ca (gene ark2ca). Gene Ontology annotation, molecular function: ubiquitin protein ligase activity; zinc ion binding. NCBI's taxonomy places the organism in Eukaryota, Metazoa, Chordata, Actinopteri, Syngnathiformes, Syngnathidae. The record is from RefSeq and is a predicted model, not a curated record. Gene Ontology annotation, cellular component: nucleus.